UUUAUGCACCUUUUAGCCACUACUAUAAAUUCCCCACUUUCCAAUGAAUGAAGUUCCAUCUCUUUGUUUGUGAAAAGAAAGUGAUAUUCCUCCAGCUGCGUUUCUUUCAACACCAAGAAUGAGCCAAUUUCCCCAAUUUAUCAGUGGACUAGAUUUGGCAAACUUAGUGGUCAGCGCAGAUUUGCUUCAGCUUUCAUGCGGUGCCAUAAAGGACCUACACGCAGAAACCAAUCCAAAUCAACAGUUGUCUGUAAGACACAAACUUGUCAGCCAAUCGAAUUGUACCACCAUAGCUUUUGCCACUUCACCCCUCUGCACAAAAGACCCUAUUUUACAAGGAGGAGAUUUGGUUUCAUCAUCAGCUCUCAAGGAGCAGGGGUUUCCUCUCUUUGAAUCCUUGUGCUCCAAAGGCAAUCCUUCCUUCUCCGUUCAUAGAGCUGCAAUAACCCUUUUUAAGGCCUAUUUUCAGGAGCUCUCUCUACUCAGGACUCAGAUCCAUGAUUCGAAGACUGGUGAAUUACUAUUGAACUCUCAGUUGAUUGUUACCGGACACUCUCUAGGAGGAUCAAUCGCUUCUCUCUUCACCUUAUGGCUGUUAGACAACAUCAAACGAACAUCCAACAGAAAUAAACUCCCCCUCUGCAUCACUUUUGGUUCACCCCUUUUAGGGGACCAAGGCCUCCAACGAGCCAUCUCAGAGCAUUCAAAAUGGAAUUCUUUCUUUUUACACGUUGCUGCAAACAAGGACCUAUUCCCAAGAAUUUUCACUACUUCACAACCUAGUCCUCGGUGCAAGCCUUUUGGUACAUUUUUCUUCUGUUCUGAGCUAGGAUGCAACUGUGUUGAUGAUCCUGAAGUGGUUUCAAUGUUAUUGAGAAGCACAAUAAGUCAAGUUUCCGCCGAAGAAAUGGGGAUUGAUGAUUAUAGUGGAAUUGUGAAGCGUCUGAAGUCCAGACUUAUCUUGAGAGAAGAUUCACAGCUUGGCCAACCGGUUUUACCUUCACUUCGGCUAGGGAUAAUCUUACAGCUGAAAGCAAUUGGAGUAGAAAUAACUGCCGAGCAGCAGCAGCAGAACAACAGCAUCAAUGAUCUAAUAUCAGAAUUGGAAAGCCACGAAAAUCGAAUGGCACAACAAAUGAAGGGUAUUGACGGGAUAGAAAAGCUAAACAGAGUAAAGAUAAAAAUGGCCUGCCUAGAAUGGUACAAGAAAGACUGCAAGGCUAAGGGGAUAGGUUACUAUGACAGUUACAAGAACCUGUACUUUAGUAGCGACAAUGACGUUACCAAGCACAAGAAAGUCCUCACCAAUUACUGGAGAAACUUGGUGGAGGAUGCUGAGCGAAAACCCCAGAAAGAAGGAGCAUAUAUGCGGGAGACAUGGCUUUAUGCUGGGACAAAUUAUAGAAGAAUGGUUGAACCACUUGACAUUGCCGAAUACUAUAGACAGGAAGGGAAACGAGACUACCAAACUAAUGGAAGAUCUAAACAUUAUAUUCUGCUGGAGCAAUGGCAAAAGGAGCAUACAGAAAAACUUGCAGGCGCACCAAACGACAAGAAGAAACAAAAUGUGGCUAGUAGUCUUACAGAGGAUUCUUGCUUUUGGAUGAAUGUGGAGGAGGCUCUCAUUUCUUGCAAACAGUUGAAGGAUGAAAGUAAUAUAGAGAAACAAUCAGCGAGAGAGCGUCUGAAUAUGUUUGAGCAGUAUGUGAUGGACCAAAUCAAUAACUAUGCAGUAUCUCCUGAAAUUUUCUUGGGAAAAAGCAGUUUUAUGAAUUGGUGGAAAGAUUUUCAGGAAAUCAUAGAAACAUCCCAUGAUUCUCCUCUCAGAGGCUUCAUGAAGAAUUGCAGAUAUCGCCAAUAUGAAAAGGGGCAGUUUUAGACGUUUAGCACUCAAGAUAGAAUCAAUUGUUUUACUUUCUUAUGAACUAUAUUGCACCAAAAUAAUGUGUAAUUGCUAUCAGACCAAAUAACUAAGGAAAUGAUUAUUGAGUUGCUGCAGAACUCAGACAACAAACACAAGGAUGAGUUUUUUCUUUUUGCAAAA
Populus nigra (black poplar) is the source of this 2044-nucleotide messenger RNA. RefSeq names its product senescence-associated carboxylesterase 101-like. Bases 119 to 1879 code for a protein of 586 amino acids. The transcript is spliced from 4 exons. Gene Ontology annotation, molecular function: carboxylic ester hydrolase activity. The record is from RefSeq and is a predicted model, not a curated record. Lineage: Eukaryota; Viridiplantae; Streptophyta; Magnoliopsida; Malpighiales; Salicaceae. Gene Ontology annotation, biological process: defense response; lipid metabolic process.